Austrofundulus limnaeus is the source of this 6218-nucleotide messenger RNA. It is a transcript of the gene irs2b, whose product is annotated as insulin receptor substrate 2b. Gene Ontology annotation, molecular function: phosphatidylinositol 3-kinase binding; insulin receptor binding. NCBI's taxonomy places the organism in Eukaryota, Metazoa, Chordata, Actinopteri, Cyprinodontiformes, Rivulidae. The transcript has 2 exons. The record is from RefSeq and is a predicted model, not a curated record. Gene Ontology annotation, cellular component: cytosol; plasma membrane. Bases 280 to 3582 code for a protein of 1100 amino acids. Gene Ontology annotation, biological process: insulin receptor signaling pathway.
GUGUGUGUGGUGUGUGUGUGUGUGUGUGUGUUUUCUUUCUCCUUUCCAUUCCUUUUUUUUUAAAAACCAAAGCUGGAUGUGUAGUUCGUCACAUGUUUCCUCUCUUCAGUCUGAGCACUCAGCAGACAUGUGUUAUUUAUUGCUCGGCAGCGAGAGAAGACGCACAGAUUGGAACUGACAAUAARAAAAAAAAAAAAAAAAAGAGAGGAAGAAGAAGAAGUCGUUUCAUCUUCGGCGGCUCCAGGAAAGGAAGCGACUGGUCGCGACGCACGCAGGAGAAUGGCGAGUCCGCCAAACACGGGCGGYCAGUCGCUGUUCGGAGCCGCUGUCGGCGUGAAGAAAUGCGGAUAUCUGAAGAAGCAGAAACACGGACACAAGCGCUUUUUUGUUUUAAAGGAGCCCGGCGAGGGGCUCCCCGCCCGGCUGGAGUACUACGAGAGCGAGAAGAAAUGGAGAAACAAAUCAGCCGCGAAGAGAGUUAUUUCUCUGGACAGYUGCCUCAAUAUCAGCAAGAGAGCGGACGCCAAACACAAGUAUCUCAUCGCGCUUUACACCAAGGAUGAGUAUUUCGCCGUGGUGGCCGAGAACGAACCGGAACAGGACAGCUGGUACCGGGCGCUGACGGAUUUAAUGGCAGAGGGGAAAGUCUAUGACGGCUCGGCGUCCAACUCGGCGUCCUCGCUGGUUGGCUUCGACGAGGCGAGCUACGGUGUAAUAACGCCGGUGGCCGCCGCCUACAAGGAGGUCUGGCAGGUAAACCUGAAGUCCAGAGGCCUCGGACAGAGCCGAAACCUGACCGGAGUCUACAGGCUGUGCCUCUCCAGCCGGACUAUCAGCUUCGUCAAGCUCAACUCUGAGGUGGCCUCGGUCAUUUUACAGCUGAUGAACAUCCGGAGGUGCGGCCACUCCGACAACUUCUUCUUCAUCGAGGUGGGUCGGUCCGCCGCCACCGGCCCCGGGGAGYUGUGGAUGCAGGCGGACGACUCUGUGGUGGCUCAGAAUAUCCACGAAACUAUCUUGGAGGCCAUGAAGGCGAUGAAGGAGCUGUCGGAGUUCCGACCGCGCAGCAAGAGCCAGUCCUCCAGCACCAACCCCAUCUCGGUGCCCACGCGGAGGCACCUGAACAACCUCCCCCCGAGCCAGACGGGGCUGCCCCGCCGCUCUCGCACAGACAGCACGGCUGCCACCUCUCCUGUGAGCAAAUGUUCAUCCUGUCGGAUACGCACGGCCAGCGAAGGCGACGGCACCAUGACGCGCCCAUUGUCGGUGACAGGGAGCCCCCUUAGCCCGGGGGUCCACAGGACCCUGCUGAGCAGAUCCCACACCAUUACAUCACGCCCCACUCUGACGUUUGAAGCCUCCACGCUCCAGCACAGUAAGUCAAUGUCCAUGCCUCUGUCUCAUUCACCGCCUGUGGCCACCACUUGCCCGAAAAAUGUUUCCUCCUGCCUGGACAGUAGUGCCCCCCGCCCUUCCAGCUGCAGCGCAUCCUUCUCAGGAUCCCCCAGUGAUGCGGGCUUUAUAUCAUGUGAGGAGUAUGGCUCCAGCCCUGCAGAUGCACGGGACCUCAGGUUACCCCUCACCCUCCGCAGCAACACUCCCGAAUCUCUCAAAGCAGAUACCCCACCCUCUAGGGACGGCAGUGAGCUUGAUGGCUACAUGGUGAUGGAGCGGCAAAGCCAGAAUGGGAACCGACGGUUGGCAGAGCUGGACAAGGCCUAUCGAAAACGAACGUACUCUCUUACGACCCCACGCCAACAGAGGCGUCCUCCACAGGUCUCCUCAGCCUCUCUGGAUGAAUACACUCUAAUGAGAGCCACGUACACAGGUGGAAGUCAGUCCUCUCUGAGAUGCCACACUGCAUCACCGAAAGUAAAUGGGCUUGAAGAUUACAGGGAUGUUACUACCAGCUCCAACAGUCUCCAUGGCGACAGUGGCUACAUGCCAAUGAUGCCUGGAGUKGGGCCUCAGACGCCAGCAUCCAAGGAUGACCCCUACAUGCCUAUGAGCCCGAUGUGUGUUUCUGCUCCAAAACAGAUCAUCAACCCACGUUCACACCCCUCUACUGGGUCGGCCCUACGCACAGACUCCCCUGGAAGUGUUUCUCUGGAGGACAGUGGUUAUAUGCCUAUGUGGUGUGGAAACAAGAUGUCAGUGGAAAGCACUGAUGGAAAGCCCAACAACGGAGAGUACCUGUACAUGUCUCCUGUUGACACCAUUGUCUCUGUUACGCCCCCCGACUACAUUCUCAGUCCUUCAGGAGAUCCACACCUCCAGCACAGACAGCCUUAUUCUUACAGCUCUCUACCAAGAUCACUUAAAGGACAGCUACAGCGCAACGGAUCCGCAGACACAGACCAGUACGUGGUAAUGAGUUUACAGAGACAGCGGAUAGAAGAGGAGUCCAAUUACUGCCCAGUCUCACCUGGAGAAACUUUGUCCAGCAGCUCUCCAGGAACACCAGAUACUCCGUCCUCUGUUCCAUCUCCUCUCAGACUGACUCGCAUCGAUGGGGGCUUGGUACAUCGCAACAGGGUUUGUCGACCCACCCGCCUGGCUCUGGAAUCCCUCAGAACACUACCGUGUAUGAAUGAACAUCCCCUCCCUUCAGAGCCACGCAGCCCAGGAGAGUACAUCAACAUAGAUUUUGGUAGUGCCUCCCACAUCCCACUGACAUCCAUGAUGUCUGAAAACUCUGAGGCUGAGGGUAUAAACGGGGGAACACUGUCACUGUCAGACUAUGCUAACGUUGACAUCAGCUCCCCAGUUCACCUUGAAUCACCCCAAGUGGGGGGUUCUCCCUCAGCAGGGUUUCAAAACCACACAUCAGAACUGUUGAUGUGCCCUAGUCUUGCGAAAAGCCAGCAGGAUGCACAAAGUGUUGAGGAGCAAAACAGAAUGGAGGAACAGAUGAAGGAGAGGGGGAUGAAACAGCAAGGGAACUCUGUGUGUCAGCCUGCUCCAAUCAAAGAUGACUACGCCGAGAUGACUUUUGGCCCCCCAGUACCUGUACUCUGCACCCCUGAUGUGGCUCCUCUCCCUACCAGCCCUACUGCUUGUGUCAAGAGACUCAGCCUUGAGAGCAGCUUAGUGGAAAUAGUUCCCCCUGUGCCAUUAGACUCUUAUCUCCUGGGUGGUCCUUCGUUAUCGUUUGUGGAUCCAAACAGGGGGGCUAAAGUUAUCCGGGCUGACCCUCAGGGCCGAAGGCGUCACAGCUCGGAGACCUUCUCUUCCACCACCACUGUCACACCUGUGUGUCCGUCAUUCGCUCACGACACCAAACGACACAGCUCGGCCUCGGUGGAGAAUGUGUCCCGCUCUGUUCGCAGCUCGGAGGGGCCGAGCGAAGACCACAUCGGCCUCAUGUGCAGGGAGACGUCAGCUGGUUAUCAAAAUGGACUUAACUACAUUGCCUUAAACUUGAUGGAGGGAAACUUUGGGGGCUGCAGGUUAGGGGGGUGUGAUGAACUGCUGAGGUUCAAGACAGCCUGCGGCUGCAAAGGGGGCCUGAAUGGUUUCAACACCAGCCCGUAUGCCAGCCUGGGAUUUAAGGAGACUACUACUGCUGCUGUGAAAGAAUGAAGACUGAUGGGCUCCUCCCUCCUCCCUCCUCCUCCUCCUUCCCUUCGUCCUCCUUUUUUCUUGUGAUAGUAAAAUUUCAUUGCAGCCAGAUGACGAGGUCACCACUGCGACAGCUGAACCCCGCGCCGAAGUUGACGUCUCUUCACCUCGCCGCUGCUUCCCAGGGUCACGGAGGACACCCGUCGCCAUAGAAACUCAGACACUUGACCCUUGCUCCAAAUCCCCCCCCCCUCCCCAUUUUCCCCUUGACACCCAAACAUUCAGGUGUCGUUGCUGCUGUAGUGCUUAGAUGAAAACACAAGAACUUAAAACAGAUUCUAACUUAAGAUGAAUCUCUGUACAUAAGCCUUUAAAUACGUCUGCAGUAUAAUAUUUUAUUAAUGAGUUUUAAUGUGUUAUUUUUGUUUUGUUUUUAAUGACCAUUUCCACACUUUUAACUGGUUCCCUUUUGGCUCCAGCCAGUAGUUACCAGAUAUUCUCACCAGAGAUCCUGUGAACCAAACCUGGAGAGCAUAUGUAUGCGCGGAAAAACAACAACAACCUUUCAUGAAUACUGAUGACGUGUAUUUAUUUAUUUAUCCUGUACGUAUCCAUCAAAUGAAAAGUGUGUGGAGAAAUUUGUAUACAAGAUAGUACUGCAAAAAGAGACAGCAUUUAAGAACGUAUUCAAAAAUCACAAUUAACCUUUGCUUAAAAAAAAAAAAAGAAAACCCUACCUCAGCACCACGUCACACAGUUAAAAUAUAUAUGAAUAUUUAUUUUCAGGGGUGAAUGUUAAAGACAACAUGAAAAAAGAAAAAAAAUAGACCAUCAAUCAAAGCCUUACUCAAGUCGUCAGCCUUCAUCUUUGUUUAGACCUUUUAAAUACAGUUUCAAAGAUUUAUCGGAUCAACUAAUGACUGAAUGUUUCAUCAGAGACAGCCUCGGAGAUUAACUUCCUUCUCUUGUCUCAUGGAUGACAAGAUUAUAUAUUAAAAGUCCAGAGUAAUAUAUUUAUUUAUGCGCAUGUUAAGGAUUCAUACACUCUUAAAUGAUACCAAGAGGACCUUAGUUUAUAGCAUCACAAAUGCAACGUUCCCAAAUCCUUAGAGAUCUUUGACCUGCCGGGGCACAAGUCUCAAUCCACUGUUCGCCUCGCCUGUGACAUCCUGCACGCAGCCUGCAGGAASGGAUCACCUGCAGGACUUAGAACAGGAAACAAAAUGAAUGUUGUUUUACAGAGUAACUGGAUUUUUUUUUUCUCACCCGAUGCCUCAUCGCGAAGCUCUGCCACCAAUGUGACAUGUGCAGGACUUGCUGUAAAGCCGCUCCAUCAUAGCUCGAACCCAUGGCCUCCGCUGCGCGCUCUUGCAUUAUUUUUUUUGUUUGUUUUAUGUAAAUUUUUCUUACAAACUUUUUCAGAUUGUAACACGAAGACAUGUUGAAUGUAGUUUUGCGCCGUGUUUUAAGCUUGGGGAACAAUACAAACUGCAACAACAAGAAAAUAUCCAGAGGUACUAAAUGGGAACUACAAACACAGACGAAGCUUCAAAACAAACAUAAACAAAAAACAAGGGAGGAUCUUAUUUAUCUGAAUUCGUGUCCAGAUAUUUCGAAGUGGGUUUUAAGGAAAUGUGGAAUAUUAACAUCUUACAUGUUGUAGAUAGCUCGUUAAACUAUUAUAAACUAUUAUUCUGACCAGAUUGACAAGCUAAUGACUAGUCUGUGUGGAGUUAAGAGUAAAGUUGUUUAUUUUAUUGCUUGAAUUUGUUCAGAUUUGCGGCUCGUCAGCCUAAUCAGAAUUUACCUUAAUUUCUCCAACCGGCCUCAACUGCUAUCUAUGACAGACACGAUAUUUAUAAACUUUCCGCAAAACCUCACUUCAAAAUAUAUGAACUAUCCCUUUUUUUAACCUUUGCUUAUAUACUGAUAUACUGUAAAUAGUGCAGAGCUACAGAGAAUACAUCUGAGCAAAUGCUGAGAGGUGUUAAGUUAAAUACCAUGUUUUUACUGUACAUAGUUGAGUGUUUGAGUGAACUUUCUAAAACAACAAAAGCACUAAUUAUCGGCUAACCAGUUAAGGUUGGGUUUUGAUUUUUAUUAACUGUCUUGCUAAAAGGAUGCCACUAUAAGGAUAUUUUUUAAUGCUGUAAUUUUGAAAAAAUUAUUAUUGAAAGAAAUCAUUAAUACUUGACACAAUUAUUUCUUGAUACUUAGGUACAACACAAAUGGCAUCUAUGCAAUAUUUACACCUUUGAAAAUUAGUUUACAAAGUGGUACCAAAUGUAGAAAAAACAUGUUAAUAAUGUUUGAUAAAUCUGAGAAUCAGAUGUUUGCUGUUUGUAUAUUUUCUUUCUUUUUUCUUCCAAUUUAGAAAUUUUUUUCUUUUUUUUCCUCGCUUUUUGCUAAUUAAACCUCCUGGUGUUUUUGAGCAGUUUGUUUUUUGAAUUUGGAUGAUGUUUUGAGUUUUUAUUUUGCAUCUAAAGGUUACAAUUUUGGGCUAUGGCUUACCUUGCUGUGUCUUUUUCAUUGUAAAUAUUUCAUAUCAUGCACAUUGUUAUGCUACUAAGAAAGGAUAAUUUAAACUUAGCUUAUUGCUUUAGAUUGUAUUGACUCUUUAUAGAUACAUGCAAUAAAAUAAUAUUUAAGGAAAACUA